Molecule: messenger RNA, 365 nt
Organism: Hibiscus syriacus
Lineage: Eukaryota; Viridiplantae; Streptophyta; Magnoliopsida; Malvales; Malvaceae
Exons: 4
Coding region: 64-225 (53 amino acids)
Biological process (GO): proton motive force-driven ATP synthesis
Molecular function (GO): proton transmembrane transporter activity
Source: RefSeq, a predicted model, not a curated record
UAUAUUUGUUCUGAAAUCUCCAAUCGCUCGUUUUUCGAUCACACAAAAAGCAAAUGCAAAGCUAUGGCGCCGCCUCCUGGACCUUACUCCGGCACCAGCACUCUCGCUCUCGUAGCUCGUGCAUCCGCUUUCUCUUUUGGACUUGUUUAUGGGAGCUUUAAGCUCAAAUACCUCAAGAUGAAGGCGAAGUCUCAAAGGAAAGCUGAAGCAAAGGCACACCAUUGAAGCAGGGUCGAGUUUUGUUCAUAUCUCUUUUUAGGAAUAAUGCGGUAGCUACGGGAUUGCCACAAUGUCUCAUUCCGGUCUGCAGCUUUUAAUGGACCGUAUCGAACCGGCAUUUUUUUUUGGGAUAGUUAUCGACUUGG